CCUGCAGGUCUGAGUGGAGCCAUGGACGCGGGUCUCCGUUCCGCAGGAUGGGGUUUGUUAAAGUUGUCAAGAAUAAGGCCUACUUUAAGAGAUACCAAGUGAAAUUUAGAAGACGACGAGAGGGUAAAACUGAUUACUAUGCUCGGAAACGCUUGGUGAUACAGGAUAAAAAUAAAUACAACACACCCAAAUACAGGAUGAUAGUUCGUGUAACAAACAGAGAUAUCAUCUGUCAGAUUGCUUAUGCCCGUAUAGAAGGGGAUGUGAUAGUCUGCGCAGCUUAUGCACACGAACUACCAAAAUAUGGUGUAAAAGUUGGCCUGACAAAUUAUGCUGCAGCAUAUUGUACUGGCCUGCUGCUGGCCCGCAGGCUCCUCAAUUCGUUUGGCAUGGACAAGACCUAUGAAGGCCAAGUGGAGGUGACCGGAGAUGAAUACAAUGUAGAAAGCGUUGAUGGCAAGGCCGGUGCUUUCACCUGCUAUUUGGAUGCAGGCCUUGCCAGAACUACCACUGGCAAUAAAGUUUUUGGAGCCCUGAAGGGAGCUGUGGAUGGCGGCUUGUCUAUCCCUCACAGUACCAAGCGAUUCCCUGGUUAUGAUUCUGAAAGCAAGGAGUUUAAUGCAGAAGUACAUCGGAAGCACAUC
Molecule: messenger RNA, 644 nt
Organism: Carlito syrichta (Philippine tarsier)
Lineage: Eukaryota; Metazoa; Chordata; Mammalia; Primates; Tarsiidae
Product: 60S ribosomal protein L5
Exons: 1
Biological process (GO): ribosomal large subunit assembly; translation
Cellular component (GO): cytosolic large ribosomal subunit; ribosome
Molecular function (GO): structural constituent of ribosome; 5S rRNA binding
Source: RefSeq, a predicted model, not a curated record